UGGGCCACGCAUAGGAUUGAAAGAGGAGCCAAGGACAACAACCAUCUCUUGUACAAGCCUUACUCUAAUGGUGAGUGAUGGGCUCUGUGUAUGAGUGUGUUCUGUGUUGUUGUUGAUGAGUGUGUCUGAAGGGUAAAUUGGUAGGUGUUAACCAUUUCCCAUGUCUCCCUGAUGCAUUGCAGGCAUCAUCGCCAAGGAGCCCACCUCCCUGGAGGAGGAGAUCAAGGAGAUCCGCCGCAGUGGCAGUAACCGGGACCUGGACUCCGCCUCCGUAUUUGAGAUGUCCGACAUCUUCUACUUCUGCCGGCAAGGAGUUGAGAGCAUCAUGGACGACGAGGUGACCAAGAGGUUUUCUGCUGAGGAGCUGGAGUCAUGGAACCUGCUGACCCGUAGCAACUACAACUUCCAGCACAUCAGUCUGAGGCUGACUGUCCUGUGGGGGCUGGGGGUGGUGAUCCGCUACGGCUUCCUUCUGCCUCUC
This is a messenger RNA of Coregonus sp. 'balchen', 481 nucleotides long. The record is from the annotation of a GenBank genome assembly. NCBI's taxonomy places the organism in Eukaryota, Metazoa, Chordata, Actinopteri, Salmoniformes, Salmonidae.